Messenger RNA from Lutra lutra (Eurasian river otter), 7456 nucleotides. RefSeq names its product unc-13 homolog B (gene UNC13B). Gene Ontology annotation, biological process: synaptic transmission, glutamatergic; presynaptic dense core vesicle exocytosis; synaptic vesicle maturation. Lineage: Eukaryota; Metazoa; Chordata; Mammalia; Carnivora; Mustelidae. Bases 233 to 6181 code for a protein of 1982 amino acids. The record is from RefSeq and is a predicted model, not a curated record. Gene Ontology annotation, cellular component: synaptic vesicle membrane; neuromuscular junction; terminal bouton. The transcript has 32 exons. Gene Ontology annotation, molecular function: calcium ion binding; syntaxin-1 binding; calmodulin binding.
CUGCAGGAUAAGAGUGAAGCCAGAAUCCAGGGGCAUGUAUCAGGUUUGGAGACUACACAUGGGAUCAUUCCAGACAGUACUGUGGGCUAAACCCAAGGCAUCAGCCAGCCAUAAUUGCUAGAAAUAGACUGAAAAGAGCAGGGCAGUAUAUUGUCUUCCAAGACAAUCUCUGUUAAGCACCCUGACCAGAAAGAGGAAGAAGCAGAGAAUCCCUCAGACCCUGAGGGAGAAAAUGAAACGAUUGUUGCAAGAGUCAGAGGAAGAAAUCAUGGUCACCUUGGGACCCUCUUCCAGGCUUUCUCCAGAUAAGGCUAAGUCAGAGACUAUGUGUGGCAUCAAGAACAAGUCCUCAGGCCCUAUUGAAUCCUUACCAGAGGAUAGCUCCCUGCUCCCUCACUGUGGCUCAACAGCCUCAACCAUUGGUGGGGAUAGAGAUGGGGGCCUGGCUCAGCAUUGCAGCUUUGAGCAGCAGACCGGCAGCCAGUUUCCUCUGGGCUCCACUCCUUGUGCUUUAGGAUCUGGAUCUCAGGACCUCUUGUCUGUCAGCAUAAGCACAAGCUGUCAAGAGCCCUCAGAAAGGAAUCAAGCCAAGUCCCUUUUGUCCAGAGGCCUUCACCAAGGCUGCAGCUGUGAACAGAGAGAGCCUUUGGGGGAUGUAGUAGACUAUAUAAUCAGAGAGCUACAAGGCAUCAGCCGUCUCCAGACUGAAAUUGCUGAGCUGCAGCAGCACUUGAGCCAAGUCCGGGGUUCAGUGGAUGAAGUGUCUAGCUGUGUAGACUCGGUUCUGAGUGGAAUAGAAGGCUUGCAGGUAGGCAGCAGCUCCCUGGCCAAGGUGUGUGUGGAGGAAAUGGCCCAGGAACCCCAUGUGGACAGCCCCGGUGAAGAAGCCAUUCUGUAUCUGUAUGGACUUCCUGAGCAAGACGGGGAAAAUACCAUGGAGCUGGUACACAGCUUUCUGGCCAUGCACCUCCGUGUUAACGGCAUGCAGUGCAACAGGUACAUCAAAGAGGCUUACAGGGCAGGCAAAGCCCCAGCUCCCAGGCCUACUGUUGUGAAACUUGCCCAUCUAGAGCAUAGAGACUUCAUCUUGCAGAAAUCCAUCCUUUUGCAGAGUGUAGGGGUCCGAAUUGCCACCAAAGAAGAACCAAGCUGGCCACAGUGCUAUAAGAAUCCUCAAAAGGAGUCUCUUUCAUUUUUGCAACAACUUCAGGAUCAUAAUGCAAAUUCUUUAAACCAGCAUGAACCACUUCUUCAGAUGGAAACAGGGGACCCAGGACCCAUAACUGGAGCAUGUCAAAUGAGGGCUCAAAAUCAACACAGAGAACCUCAAACCCCUGAGCAGCAAGGCCUUUGCUUUCCACCCAGGAAUAAUUUCACAAAGCCAAGUGAUGUAUCUAAGCCAGGAGAUGAAGUAAAAGGAACCUCAGGAGCCUCCCAAGUUACCAGUGGCAGUUGUGGUGAGCUGACAGGGAGAGAAGCUUCUGAGGAACCUUCCCCAGUGUUAAUCUCAGAAGAGGAGGGUUCUGGGAAAUCCCAGGUUUUCAAACAGUCCAGCCAAGGAUUUGAAACAUGUAGUGUAGCAAAAAGAGAAAACAACUGCAGCAAUAAAAGUGAGACUGGCAGCUGCCUGUCGCUGUCUGGGUUGCUGAAGACAGAGGACAAGCUCAUGGCCUGUGAAGCUGGGCUUGAUAUUCUGAGCUCCAAGCAGCUAGAGGACCUUUUAACAGACAAGUCCAAAAGAUUUGCAACUCUGAGCCAUGACCACAUGAUGGAGGAAAUCAUCAUAGGGCCUGAGACUUUCAGUGACAUGGUUCAUAUUGACUUGAAUGAAGAGGAGGAACAUGCUACUCGGGUCCUUAAAGAUGUCUUUGAAAAGUCAUCUUGUGGCUUGGUUGGCUUGCAGGAGGAUGAAGAUAUUGAAAUUAAGUUUUACAAAAGCAAACUGGGCCGAGCAAUUCACCACUUCCGUUCAGCUCUGCAGGGCGUGUUUCAGAAGCUGGAAAAUAGUGGGUCAAUCAGUCCUGAGGACCUGGAAAGCAAUGAGAGUGGUUCUCAGUCGGAGAACAGUGAUAGACUUCUUGGGACAGUGGGUUCAGAGGGUGCCCAAGAUUUCUCUGUGGAGAGCCCUGGGAGUCAGGAGAGUGAGAGCUUUCUCAGUGUGGUCUCUGGUGGAGUGGACACCUCUACACAGAGAGACCAAACCUUUCAGGAUCCCAGCAACUUCUCUCUUGCUUCUAACUCCUCACCUAUUGCAUAUUCAUUACCAGGUUUUGCUCUGGCUCCAUGUCUGGGAGGUGAAAAGUGUUCCAGGCCUGAAUCUCCCAAGCAGGGCAUACUAAGCCUAGAACAAGUGUGUGCAGAGACCAUCUACCUCAACAAGUGCAUCAACAAUUUCAAAAAUGUUCUGAGAGAGAAAAGACUGAGGCAGAAAAAACUUUUGCAUGAGCUAGUACAGAAGGCAAAGAAUAUAUCAGUAGAAGACAUACACUCAGAAGGAAAGCGAGGAGCCGUUCAGAUUCCGGAUGAUGGUCACUCCUCUUUGCCUCAGUGGCUCCCAGAAGGGCCAGCUGGAGGGCUCUAUGGCAUUGACAGCAUGCCAGAUCUACGCAGAAAGAAGCCACUGCCGCUUGUCAGUGAUUUGUCAUUGGUCCAGUCCCGGAAGGCAGGGAUUACUUCUGCAAUGGCUACACGCACAUCUCUCAAGGAUGAAGAGCUGAAAUCCCAUGUGUAUAAGAAAACUCUGCAGGCCUUAAUCUACCCCAUCUCGUGCACUACACCCCACAACUUUGAGGUCUGGACGGCCACUACCCCAACCUACUGCUAUGAGUGUGAAGGUCUGCUUUGGGGCAUCGCCCGGCAGGGCAUGCGCUGCAGCGAGUGUGGAGUCAAGUGCCAUGAGAAGUGCCAGGACCUGCUCAACGCCGACUGCCUGCAGCGGGCUGCAGAAAAGAGUUCUAAACAUGGAGCUGAGGACCGGACCCAGAAUAUAAUCAUGGCCAUGAAGGACCGCAUGAAGAUCCGAGAGCGGAAUAAGCCAGAGAUCUUUGAGGUUAUCCGAGAUGUCUUUACUGUGAGCAAAGUUGCCCAUGUGCAACAGAUGAAAACAGUGAAGCAGAGUGUACUGGAUGGCACCUCCAAAUGGUCGGCCAAAAUUACCAUCACUGUGGUGUGUGCCCAGGGCCUACAAGCCAAGGACAAGACAGGAUCCAGUGACCCUUACGUGACUGUGCAAGUGGGCAAAACCAAGAAGCGUACCAAGACUAUUUUUGGGAACCUGAAUCCUGUUUGGGAAGAGAAGUUCCAUUUCGAGUGCCACAACUCUUCUGACCGCAUUAAGGUACGUGUAUGGGAUGAGGAUGAUGACAUCAAGUCAAGAGUAAAGCAGCGGCUGAAGCGAGAAUCCGAUGAUUUCCUUGGCCAAACCAUUAUAGAGGUUCGGACACUGAGUGGCGAGAUGGAUGUCUGGUACAACUUGGAGAAGAGGACAGAUAAAUCAGCUGUCUCAGGGGCUAUCCGACUACAAAUCAGUGUGGAGAUCAAGGGGGAGGAGAAGGUAGCACCAUAUCAUGUGCAGUAUACGUGUCUCCAUGAGAACCUUUUCCAUUACCUCACAGACAUUCAGGGUAGUGGAGGAGUCCUGAUUCCUGAGGCUCGAGGAGACGAUGCAUGGAAGGUGUACUUUGAUGAGACUGCCCAAGAAAUUGUGGAUGAAUUUGCCAUGCGCUAUGGCAUCGAGUCCAUAUAUCAGGCCAUGACGCACUUUGCAUGUUUGUCAUCCAAGUACAUGUGUCCUGGUGUGCCUGCAGUGAUGAGCACCUUACUGGCCAACAUCAAUGCUUAUUAUGCCCACACAACUGCCUCCACCAAUGUUUCUGCAUCUGAUCGCUUUGCAGCCUCCAACUUUGGGAAAGAGAGAUUUGUAAAACUACUGGACCAGUUGCACAACUCACUGAGGAUUGACCUCUCUACCUACAGGAAUAAUUUCCCUGCUGGAAGCCCUGAGCGGCUUCAGGACUUAAAGUCAACAGUGGAUUUGCUGACCAGCAUUACUUUCUUCAGAAUGAAGGUGCAAGAACUUCAGAGCCCUCCAAGAGCCAGCCAAGUGGUAAAGGACUGUGUGAAGGCCUGUUUGAACUCCACAUAUGAGUAUAUCUUCAACAACUGCCAUGACUUGUACAGUCGUCAGUACCAGCUGAAACAGGAACUACCUCCAGAGGAACAAGGACCCAGCAUUCGGAACCUGGAUUUUUGGCCCAAACUCAUCACGCUCAUUGUGUCAAUCGUAGAGGAAGAUAAGAAUUCCUACACACUCGUUCUGAACCAGUUCCCUCAGGAGUUGAAUGUGGGAAAAGUCAGCGCGGAAGUGAUGUGGCAGCUCUUUGCCCAAGACAUGAAAUAUGCACUGGAGGAGCAUGAGAAAGACCGGCUGUGUAAGAGUGCUGACUACAUGAACCUACACUUCAAGGUGAAGUGGCUCCACAAUGAAUACGUGCGAGAUCUGCCUGCCCUCCAGGGGCAGGUGCCUGAGUACCCAGUGUGGUUUGAACAGUUUGUCCUGCAAUGGCUGGAUGAAAAUGAGGAUGUGUCCCUGGAAUUCCUGCGUGGGGCCCUGGAACGAGAUAAGAAGGAUGGGUUCCAGCAGACAUCAGAGCAUGCACUCUUUUCCUGCUCUGUGGUGGACGUCUUCACACAGCUAAACCAGAGCUUUGAAAUCAUCCGGAAGCUGGAAUGCCCAGACCCCAGCAUCCUUGCCCACUACAUGAGGAGAUUUGCUAAGACCAUCGGGAAGGUGCUGAUGCAAUAUGCAAACAUCUUAUCAAAGAGCUUCCCAGAUUAUUGCACAAAGGAGAAAAUGCCCUGCAUCCUGAUGAACAACAUGCAGCAACUGAGGGUCCAGCUGGAGAAAAUGUUUGAGGCCAUGGGAGGCAAGGAGUUGGACCCUGAAGCUGCAGACAGUUUGAAGGAGCUGCAGGUGAAACUGAAUACAGUUUUGGAUGAACUCAGCAUGGUAUUUGGAAACAGUUUUCAGGUGCGGAUUGAUGAGUGUGUUCGACAAAUGGCUGACAUCCUGGGCCAGGUUCGGGGCCCAGGGAAUGCAUCCCCCAACGCCAGGGCUUCAGUGGCUCAGGAUGCAGAUAGUGUGCUCCGGCCUCUCAUGGACUUCCUGGAUGGCAACCUCACACUCUUUGCCACUGUGUGUGAGAAGACCGUCCUGAAGCGUGUACUGAAGGAGCUCUGGCGGGUGGUGAUGAACACAAUGGAAAGGAUGAUUGUUCUGCCCCCACUCACUGACCAGACGGGCACCCAGCUAAUCUUCACCGCUGCCAAGGAGCUGAGCCAUCUUUCCAAACUCAAGGACCACAUGGUACGAGAGGAAACCCGGAAUCUCACUCCAAAGCAGUGUGCCGUCCUUGACCUCGCUCUGGACACCAUCAAGCAAUACUUUCAUGCAGGAGGUAAUGGGCUGAAGAAAACCUUCCUGGAGAAGAGCCCAGAUCUGCAGUCCCUACGCUAUGCCCUAUCUCUGUACACACAGACCACUGACACACUCAUCAAAACCUUUGUGCGCUCACAGACUGCCCAGGUGCAUGAUGGGAAAGGUAUUAGGUUUACAGCUAAUGAGGACAUUCGGCCGGAAAAGGGGUCUGGUGUAGAUGAUCCUGUGGGAGAAGUGUCCAUUCAGGUGGACUUGUUUACACAUCCUGGAACUGGGGAGCACAAGGUCACAGUGAAAGUGGUAGCAGCCAAUGACCUCAAGUGGCAGACAGCAGGUAUGUUCCGGCCCUUUGUGGAAGUGACCAUGGUUGGCCCACACCAAAGUGACAAGAAGAGGAAGUUCACAACCAAAUCAAAGAGCAACAACUGGGCCCCCAAGUACAAUGAGACAUUUCACUUCCUCCUGGGAAAUGAAGAGGGACCAGAAGCAUAUGAGUUGCAAAUAUGUGUGAAGGAUUACUGCUUUGCCCGUGAGGAUCGUGUUCUGGGGCUGGCUGUGAUGCCUCUGAGGGAUGUGGCAGCCAAGGGCAGCUGUGCUUGCUGGUGCCCCUUGGGCCGGAAGAUCCACAUGGAUGAGACAGGAAUGACUAUUCUCCGGAUUCUAUCUCAAAGGAGCAAUGACGAAGUGGCUCGAGAGUUUGUGAAGCUCAAAUCGGAGUCUCGUUCCAUAGAAGAGGAGAGCUGAGCACCUAGGUUCCUAUGCCAACCAGAUGGCAUCAGUUCCACAAAUCAGUGCCAGUGAGAGUUACUGUGUAGUCAGCUAAAGGUCCUCAUAGUUGAGAGGCUAACUCCUUCAGUUUGAGGACAUUAAAGGAAAAAUUUGGGGUGAUGAAAGUAUGGCUUUUCACAGAAAGGGUCACGAAUCCCUGACCAGCAGGUCUGUGGUGUUAGGAGCUGGCCUGUGGGUAUUACUGCAUAGGGAAGUUUUCCAUAAAGGGAGGGACAGACAUUUCUGAGAGUAUCAGCCAUUCUUUGUAGACACCCCUCUCCAUGCCACACCUUAUCCAGCUAGACCCAUACAUAUCAGCCAUUAGAAGAACAAGUUUAGAGAGCCUGGAGCAUGUAUCUGGUUAGCUAAAUAGUCAGUUGAGCCUCAAGGUGUUGCUGAGCCCUAUAGUCUGGAUUGGAGUAUGGCCGGGGCAGGAAUGUACAGAAGAGAAUUUAGAGCCUCCCUUGAGCAGGAUCCACUGGUUUUGUGUGGCUCCAUGAAAACAAGGCUUUGAGACUGAACAAGAUACCUUCUGGAAAUGAGCUGUGCUAAUCUUUUUCCCCAAAUAUGUCAUGAGUAGAAUGAGGUUCACAUGAUACUUCAGAGCCCUGAGCAGAAUAUUCCAAAGAGGCCACCUGCCCAGGAGUCCCCCUCCUUCACUCCUGGAGGAAGGGGAACAAUGUUGUUUCAGAACAUGAGAGGCUAUUCCUCUGUGUGUGCACCUGAGGGCUAGUUGAAGGAUCCAGGAAAGAGGGCUGUAUUUUCUUCUUGGAUAGACUCUGAACAAAGCCAAAAAUUGUAGAAACCAGUCUAGAAGGAGUCCUCUUCACCUAUGGCUACUGCCUUCUGGUUGUUCUCUCCUUUGCAGAAGGAAUCUAGUCUUUGGCCUCACUCCCUUUCAUCUAGGUCAGCUGCUGUUCGCCUCACAGAUGUUCAACCCUACAGAAGGAGCUUGGACUAUGAUCCCUCUGUACAGGCUGGAUAGAGGGGCCAUCAACAUUCCUUGGGAAGUCAAAGACAAAUUCUUUUAGAAGGUCAUAUGAACUUCUCAGCCCUUGAUCAGAGAAGUGACAUGGUUCUUGGAUAUCCUUGGUAGCAGCCUCCUGGACCUCUUGAGGACUCCGUGUUAUCCACAGCUGUACCAGCCAUUACAUAUAACAAGAAACUAAGCAUCUUUGCUGUUGUUAAUUACUGUAUGUGCCAUUGUUACAGGACACUUUUGGCUAGUCUAUAAUAAAUUAUCUUAGAGCA